AUGUGCACCUUCGUGAAUGGUCUCUUUCUUACUCGCAACGGAGAAAAAGCCCUGCGACAAGAUGGCAGCGCACGGAUUUCAGAUGGAUCAUGCAUUCAUCCCGACUGUGUCAUCUACAAUAGUAUUAUUCACGGCUUUUGUCGUUUGGGUCAAGUGAAGGAAGCAGUAGGUUUGUUCAAUGAGAUGGUAUUGAAAAGUAUGAACCCAAAUGUUUAUACCUUUACCAUGUUGAUGGAUGUCCUGUGUAAGGAUGGAAAAGUGAGAGAAGCUAAGAAUGCGUUGGCUGUGAUGAUAAGAAGAGGUCAAAAACCAGAUGUUGUUACUUAUAAUACUUUAAUAGCUGGCUAUUGCCAAGUCAAAGAAGUAAAGAAUGGAAGACAUUUAUUCAACUCGAUGAUCCGAGCUGGUGUAACACCUAAUGUACUGAGCCAUAACAUAUUGAUUAAUGGAUUAUCCAAGACGGGAGAGGUCUUUGAAGCCACGACUCUCCUAAGACAAAUGCAACGCAGACAUAUAGUUCCAACUACAGAAACUUACAAUUCUCUCCUUGAAGGUUUGUGCAGGACUGAAAAUAUGCGUACUGAACAUGUGUAUGAAGCCGUGAAUCUCUUCGAAGAAAUGCAUAUGGAACAUAUUGCUUCGGAUACAGUAACUUACACUUGUCUUAUCUAUUGUUUGCGCAAAUCAAGAAGAAUUUUUUAUCUCCAGGAGCUUAUUCGUAAAUAG
Abrus precatorius (Indian licorice) is the source of this 726-nucleotide messenger RNA. Its product is annotated as pentatricopeptide repeat-containing protein At3g53700, chloroplastic-like. The transcript is spliced from 2 exons. The record is from RefSeq and is a predicted model, not a curated record. Bases 1 to 726 code for a protein of 241 amino acids. Lineage: Eukaryota; Viridiplantae; Streptophyta; Magnoliopsida; Fabales; Fabaceae. Gene Ontology annotation, molecular function: protein binding.